CCCGCAGCUCUUCGCAAGGACACCGCGGAGGGGGCACGUCCGUGCUCCCACUUCCUCCCGACGCAGCCUGUGAUUGGCUCGCAGCCUUAAGAGGAACACGUGAAGCAGCAGCUGAGGCUGGCAGAAACUUGCCGGCGGUCUCCGGGUAGCAUCGCACCGUACAGUGGUCAGCUCCGGACAUCCCGGCUUGAGGACAAUGAGGUCAUCGUGCGUCCUACUGGCCGCGCUGCUGGCGCUGGCCGCCUACUACGUGUACAUCCCAUUGCCCGGAGCGGUGUCCGACCCCUGGAAACUGAUGCUGCUGGACGCCACUUUCCGCGGCGCGCAGCAAGUGAGUAACCUGGUACAUUCCCUGGGGCUGAGCCACCACCUGAUCGCACUGAACUUCAUCAUCAUCUCUUUUGGGAAGAAAAGCGCAAGGUCUUCUCCGAAAGUGCAGGUGACCGACACGGACUUUGACGGGGUGGAAGUCCGAGUGUUUGAGGGGUCUCCGAAACCUGAUGAGCAGCUGCGUCGCAGUGUGAUCUAUAUCCACGGAGGAGGCUGGGCCUUGGCAAGCGCAAAAAUCAGCUACUAUGACCAGCUGUGCACAGCCAUGGCCGAGGAGCUGAACGCCGUCAUCGUGUCCAUUGAGUACAGGCUGGUUCCACAGGUCUUCUUUCCUGAGCAAAUUUACGAUGUCGUCCGUGCCACAAGAUACUUCCUGCGGCCAGAAGUCUUAGACAAGUACAAGGUGGACCCUGCCCGAGUUGCUGUUUCAGGAGACAGUGCUGGUGGGAAUCUGGCUGCUGCCCUUGGACAACAGUUUACUUAUGUUGACAGCCUAAAAAAUAAGCUCAAACUGCAGGCGUUAAUCUACCCGGUCCUCCAGGCUUUGGAUUUCAACACGCCUUCCUACCAGCAGAACAAGAACACUCCAAUCCUGCCGCGCCACGUCAUGGUGAAGUACUGGGUGGACUACUUCAAAGGCAACUACAACUUCGUGCAGGCGAUGAUUGUGAACAACCACACGUCCCUGGAUGUGGAAAAGGCUACGGCCCUGAGGGCCCGUCUCGACUGGACAUCCCUGUUGCCCCCGUCCAUCAGAAAGAACUACAAGCCUGUGGUGCAGACCACAGGUGAUGCCAGGAUCACCCAGGAGAUCCCGCAGCUGCUGGACGCCGCUUCCUCCCCGCUCAUCGCAGACCAGGAAGUGCUUCAGCACCUGCCGAAGACCUACAUCCUCACCUGCGAGCACGACGUCUUGCGGGAUGACGGGAUCAUGUAUGCCAAGCGCCUGGAGAGUGCAGGUGUGAACGUGACCUUGGACCACUUUGAGGAUGGCUUUCAUGGUUGUAUGAUUUUCACAAGCUGGCCGACUAACUUCUCUGUGGGCAUCCGGACUAGGAAUAGUUACAUCAAGUGGCUGGAUCAAAACCUGUGACGAAGUAACCUCCUCAGAUGCACGUUGGCUCUCGACCUCCGUUCGCUUUGGCAGGAUCGGCUCCUUUCCCUUGUUUCUCAUGUGUAUUGGAACCUGUACCCUGCAGACCUUAUGAUAAUCUAUGUUGUAAAAGUGACUCCCUGCCAAGUUUAAAAACAUCUCGGCCAUUUUCUCUAUUCUUUAUUGUCGUCCACGCGGUAUGAAUGGUCACAAUUUGAGGAGCUAGAAUUAGCCCUAGGUCCUGCCUCUAUUGUGUUCUUUCCGCAAGAACUUUUCCAAGUGU
This is a messenger RNA of Arvicola amphibius (Eurasian water vole), 1706 nucleotides long. It is a transcript of the gene Nceh1, whose product is annotated as neutral cholesterol ester hydrolase 1. Lineage: Eukaryota; Metazoa; Chordata; Mammalia; Rodentia; Cricetidae. Gene Ontology annotation, cellular component: membrane. The transcript has 5 exons. The record is from RefSeq and is a predicted model, not a curated record. The coding region runs from base 197 to 1423 and encodes 408 amino acids. Gene Ontology annotation, molecular function: carboxylic ester hydrolase activity.